This is a messenger RNA of Synchiropus splendidus (mandarinfish), 3057 nucleotides long. It is a transcript of the gene lmbr1, whose product is annotated as limb development membrane protein 1. NCBI's taxonomy places the organism in Eukaryota, Metazoa, Chordata, Actinopteri, Syngnathiformes, Callionymidae. The record is from RefSeq and is a predicted model, not a curated record. The transcript is spliced from 16 exons. Gene Ontology annotation, molecular function: transmembrane signaling receptor activity. The coding region runs from base 202 to 1797 and encodes 531 amino acids. Gene Ontology annotation, biological process: signal transduction.
CACGUGACAAUCUCUUUCCGGGCCAAGCAGCGAAAAAAAUGGACGUCGAGUGAUGACGUUGUUUAUUAUGGGGCGUGGCUUACUCUGCUAGCAUGUAACCGGGUUCCCUCCAGUUUAAACUGUCUUUGAAGCUGUCAGCGCAGUAUCUGCGGAGGAGUGAUCACCCUGGCUCUGGCGCAGUUGUUUCUACCAAUAUGAAGAAUGGACGAAGACGACGUGACUAUCAGAGAGCAGAAUUUCCACAGUCAAGUGCGAGAGUACAUUAUUUGCUUUCUCCUGUUUGCUGUCCUCUACAUAGUGUCCUACUUCAUCAUAACACGAUACAAGAGGAAAAGUGAUGACCAUGAGGACGAAGAUGCUGUUGUCAACAGAAUAUCAUUGUACUUAUGCACCUUCACCCUCGCAGUUUCGGGCGGUGCCGUCUUCCUACUGCCUUUCUCUAUCAUUAGUAAUGAGAUCCUGCUCUCAUUCCCUAAAAACUAUUACAUCCAGUGGCUCAAUGGCUCCCUCAUUCAUGGUCUGUGGAACCUGGUGUCACUGUUCUCCAACCUGUGUCUCUUUGUCUUGAUGCCGUUUGCCUAUUUCUUCUUAGAGUCUGAGGGAUUUGCUGGAUCCAAAAAGGGCAUAAAGGCACGCAUACUGGAAACAUUUGUGAUGCUCUUCCUCCUGGCACUGCUCAUUCUGGGAAUCGUGUGGGUGGCGUCAGCGCUUAUUGACAAUGAUGCAGCCAGUAUGGAAUCACUUUAUGACCUCUGGGAAUUCUACCUGCCGUAUCUCUACUCCUGUAUAUCACUGAUGGGUGGACUGCUUUUACUCAUGUGCACUCCUGUGGGAUUGUCGAGGAUGUUCACUGUCAUGGGCCAGUUACUGGUCAAACCAACGAUCCUUGAGGACCUGGAUGAGCAGAUUUACUGCAUCCAUUUGCAAGAGGAAGCCCUUCAGAGGAGAUUAAACGGAUCUUCCUUCCACACAUAUAAGCGAGGAAGCUACAACCACCAUCUUAACAAAGAACUGGAGAAUGUUAAAAAUCAGAGAAACAAACUGGAGAGAAGGAAGAAAGCUUCAGGUUGGGAGAAGAACUUGUUGUAUCCCAUAGUGAUGCUGAUCCUGCUCACAGGAACGACAAUUUCAGUUCUCAUUGUUGCGUUGAACAUACUCUACCUUUUAGUGGAUGAGACUGCCAUGCCCAAAGGAUCAACGGAGCGAGGGAUCGGGAACACAUCCCUUUCCACCUUUGGCGUGGCUCAGGCAGCACUGGAGAUCCUCCUCAUGUUCUAUUUGAUGGUCUCCUCUGUCGUUGGCUUCUAUAGUCUUCGAGUCUUUGAGGGACUCACUCCCAGGAAGGACGACACAACCAUGACGACGAUAAUUGGUUGCAGUGUGUCGAUUUUGGUCCUGAGCUCAGCUCUGCCCGUGAUGUCCAGAACCCUGGGCAUCACAAGGUUCGAUUUACUGGGCGAUUUUGGGAGAUUUAAUUGGCUUGGAAACUUCUACAUUGUUCUUUCAUACAACUUACUCUUUGCCGUGGUAACAACGCUUUGUCUCGUGAGGAAAUUCACCUCAGCCGUGCGGGAAGAGCUCCUGAAGGCAUUGGGUAAUGUAUUCAAUAUUUUCUUUGUGCUUGUCAUAAAUAAUUCAUUCAGGCUUGAAGAGAAUGUGACUGACUUGACUAGUAAAACUAGUGAAAACAAACAUAAAUGUAAUGAAAAUGGCACCAGGGUUUGUCGUGCUAAGGGAGGGACACAUGACAGAAGAUGUCCUGUGUCUGUGUCGGCUCACCGUGUUGGAUGUGGUUAAGAAACUGUCAGAGAAACAGAGGAACCGGGAGGGAAACAGACAUCAAUACCUUUAGCUAAGUGAAAUGCUGAGGCUUUUAAUGACAUCUCGCCGCUUAUCUUUCCCUGCCCAGGUCUGGAUAAAUUGCAACUGUCAAACAGCCCCACAGACCCUGAAUCUGGGAAGCUCUCGGCAAACGGGCAUCAGAAAACUCUGUAAAGGGAGCCAUAGAUCAACACACACACACACACACACACACACAGCUUAGCACAGCCAUGGGGAGAUUUCCACAGGACUGCUGAUAGGUGCGAGGGAUUGGCGGGAACUUAAUAAACCCCGCCAGUGUCUGACGGAUGCUGCAAAUGGAGGCUGAGAGCAAUUUAGCUUCGUGACAUUCCAUCCGCUGUGUCUCUGAUGGGAGCUGGGACGGAGCCAGGGAUGAGGCCGACGAGUGAAAUAAGACUGGCAUCACUGCAGUGACCUUGACGUCGGGCUCAAGCAGGACUUUCUCCUCCUCUCCCUGGCUCCACUGGAACGUUCAGAAACUCUACCUGUUUUCCCUCAGCCCCAAGUCGCAGUCCUAGCUUAAGGCAGGUGGGUGUUUUGCUUUUGUUCCCAUUAAAAGUGAAUCUUGCUCCUCCAUUGGUUAACAACUGCAGGAGUUGAGUUCAAAGCUACAUGUCAAGAUAUCUGAUGUUCCCGGGAAUAAAGACACUAGAAUAAAGUGCACUAGGUGAAAAUGUGUCAUAGCCAUGCAAGUGUUUCUAUUGUCUCAUCGGGAAAGGGAUUUUUAUUUGGCAGUUUGCAAGUGCGCUUGCGUUGUUACAAAGAUGUCAUUCUUGUUUACUGAGCUAAAUGCGUGCUUACACCCACACUACUACGAUUUAAGUCAUUCAUGUAUGUCAUUCUUUGAUAGCUCCAUGACAACUUGGUGUCAGAUGAACUCGUAGCUCUUCUCAAAUGGACAGAUGAAGUUUCAAACCAACAGGAAGUUGUUUUCAGGUAAAAUUCCACCUCAAAUAAGGCUUUAUUAUUAUUUAUUCUGCAUGUAUGUAUGCGGGUGUAGUCGCUUAAAAAGGGCAGGAAUUACAUUUAUUUUUUAUUAUUUUAAUGGUAGAUACCAACAUUUUUGUGAAUACUUGCUUUUAUUUUAACAAGUGUGUGAGUGUAUAUGUGGAGUUUUAUUUUUGGCUACAUCGUGGACUGCCAUCAGUCAGAAUUGUGUCUGAAGCAAUUUAAUUCCACAUGCCCAACAAGUAUAAUAAAGGAUUUUGGCUCAUA